Molecule: messenger RNA, 6290 nt
Organism: Anopheles merus
Lineage: Eukaryota; Metazoa; Arthropoda; Insecta; Diptera; Culicidae
Exons: 11
Coding region: 957-4475 (1172 amino acids)
Biological process (GO): regulation of proteolysis; proteasome-mediated ubiquitin-dependent protein catabolic process
Cellular component (GO): cytoplasm; nucleus
Molecular function (GO): ubiquitin protein ligase binding
Source: RefSeq, a predicted model, not a curated record
UGGAGGAGGCAAAUGAUACCAAUAGAUCUUUGGAUAUUCGUGUCGCAUACGCGGUAGCGUAGAAUACGGCAGGAUGUCCUAACAAAAGCUAGCCCCUAAUAUCUCACACCAUAUGGUGGUGUGUUUGGUGCACCUGAAAUUAGAGCAAUCAAGGCAACAGAAGACUCACCGGGAGGCCUCAGAACAUAAAAUUGCAAAACCAGUGCAGGAGUUUAGGAGUUUCGCUAUAUUAGUUUUGUUAAUGUGGAGCAGAGGAAUCAGGUGUACGGUAAGGCACGAAAUUCCAGACCUCGAUAGGAACCUGGAACCUACGAACUUCUGGAACUCCCCCUCCCCUUCCCAAAAAGUAACACAAGCAGAACAAAGACAGAAAGCUAGGCACCAGGGAGCCGUUCUUGCAAAACGUUGAAAAAUGUGGUAGGACAGUGGAAGGGGUGCGAAGGGUGGUGUCGGAAUGCAACAAAUAUCAAGCCUCGCAUAUGCAUUGUCGGCAGAGUCGAUUUGUGCGCAUAUACGCGUCCACCGCGCGCGCGUUAGUGUGUCUAUGUGUAUGUGUUUGUGGUUUGCGAAUGUGGUAGACGCGAGAAGUUGCAUCGUACCAACAGUUCUAGCAGCUGAAGCAGCACCUGCAACAACAUCGGAUCAGUUGGAAGAACUAGUGAGUGCAUUGUGUGUGUGUGUGUGGCUGUGUUAAUUAGCGAGACGUUUUGCACACGGUGUUUGGCCUAAACAAUGCCCGGCAAGGUGAAGCACUAUUGAGGAUUAGCAAAAGACCAGACCAGAUGACACAGCAGCUUGGAUGGAUGGUGUAACAACGCCCGGCGUUGCUAUCUGCUGGUGGAGGUGGUCGUAUACCACCGAGCGAGCAAGCGUGUUGCUGGUCACUGAACAGUACUGAGGGUUUUUUGUUGUUGUUGUUGAAAGAAGACUGCCGAACAGCCGAAAGUGUUCCUAACAUGACGGCUCACGAAUCGUACGGCUUCAUCGGGACGUGGGAGAUUGUGGAGUCCCACCUGGAAGGCACUACGGAGAAGCUUGGACUAGAAGGCAUCAAGUUCCGGCUGGACGAGAUGGGGGACAUCAUCUGGUACAACGAUCUGAUCAACACGAACGGCGGCGCCCGGGACGGUCCGCUCGGGAGCCCGCGGCUCAGCAGCCUGAACGGGGCGAGCUUCUGCCCGAUCAACGACUCGGCCGCCGUCCUGUUCAGCUGCGAAACGUUCGAGGUGGUGGAGCUUUCGUCGAACGGGCCGGGCCUCAUCUUUGGCGCGUACACCGGGCACAGCAUCGAGUUCCGCACCAACCACUACAACCCGGGCGAGCAGAUGUCGCUGCGGUGCGACUGCUGGUGCGAGCUGCACUGCCAGCGCGUCAAGGAGGACCAGUCGGUCGGGCAGGAGGAACCGUUCACGCUCAUCUCCGUGCUGGACGAUGGCAACUUCUGUGAUGUGACUCUCAAGAGUUGUGAUAAUGCAAUCUACAAUGUGCACUCGCCGAUCCUGCGCCUGAACGGGUUCGACUGCAGCAGCAUGACGGCGGCCUCCACCUACCAGCAUCUGGCGAGCCGGUUCGAGUGUGCCGAGGCGCAGGCCCAGCAGCAGCAGGUCGCCUCCGCCGCCACCACCACCACCGCCGCCCAUCCGCCGCUGAUGAAGGUUUCCUCGGUGCCGUGCGCCCGAGCCGUGCGCGCCUCCAGCACCACCACCGGUCCCAGCUACGGUCGCGGCUCACCCGCCAUGAUGUGCAGCGUGAGUGCGAGCGCCACACCUUCCCUACACCCGGCCGCUCCACUCCUAAAUCCCAACUUCCUACUCCCACCAGCAUCGCUCGACUCGUACAGCCUCUCCCCCAAGCUGGUGGCGGCACACAUAUCCAACUCGUUCAACUGUCUAAUGCCGACGGACGGUGCCGCCAGCUCCAUCUUUCUCGACGUGCCAAAGCGGGCGACCCACAACCACCAUCACCACCACCAUCACCACCAUCACCACCAGGCGGCGUCGUCCUGCUCCGACUCGAACCUGCACCUGGACCGGAACGUGUUCUUCUUCCCGGACGCGGUACCGGCCGGCACCUGCCGGGUGAAGUUUAAGCCACCGUCGUCGCCGUUCCGCGCCCGCAGCCCGUCCCCGUUCCCGGUGGCAACGCUCGAUACGCCACCGUCCUCGCCGCUCACGCCCCUCUCGGUGCUGAACAACAUCCCGGCGAAGAUGCUGGCCACCAUUCUGCACUGGCUGUACUGCGAGUGUCUGCCCGAGCAGCUGGACGAGGACACCUGCAUCCAGCUGAUCAACAUGUGCGAAAGCACCACGCCACUGAGCCGGAUGAGCGAACCGUGCAAGAAUUAUUUGCGCAACAUCCAGCUGAAAAAGUUUGUGAUCGACAUCAUCAACGACCUGCACGACAGCCUGAACAACAUGAUCCAGAUGGUCAACCCGAGCACGAUCUCGCACAGCCCGUGCGUCCUGUGCCAGGUGUUCAAGGAGGGCGUGAAGGAGUGUCUAACCGCGUUCGUGAAGCUGCUCCAGUUUUGCAACAUCUUCACCAAGGACGCGACCACCUUCACCCGGCAGCAGCGGCACGAAAUCAUCAAGUACGUGCGCACCCGCAUGCCGAUCUAUCUGUCGCAGGUGCACCAGCUGCUGCAGAACGUGCACCUGGUGCUCGGCAGCCUCUCGCCGGACGAUCGGAACGAUCUCGUCUCCUACCUGGUGCCGGAAAUUACGGCCGCCCUCGAGGUGCUGACGGCGGCCGUGUCCGAGAUCAAACGUUCGCUCGAAGCCGUCUGCAAGGAUCUGAAGAGCAGCCAGCAGGAGCAGCAGCAGCAGCAGAAGCUGCACGAGAGCACCGUACAUGCGGGGCGCACCCAGCAGCAGCAGCAGCAGCAGCAGCCCACCCGAAGCAGCACGACCGGCAACAGCCGGGCCGGCGAACGGACCCACCUUAACCGGAGCCACCACGCACGGAGCAGUAGCAGCAGCAGCAGUGGUGGUGGUGGUGGCGGCGGCGCCGGCGGCAGCAGCAGUACGUCCGUACCGUCCCGGCUCGGCCACAGCCCGUCCGAGUCGGACCUGAAGUUCUUCCUGUACAUGUACGAGGUGAAAAAGAUGCGUGAUAUUUACGGGCGCGUGACGAACGCGCUCGAGGUGCUGCUGCACAAGAAGGGCACGUUCAACGAGAUGAACCUGCUGCACCAGCACCAGACGGUCAGGCGCAACCUGGAGCAGCUGGCGCUGGAGGUGCCGGCCGCGAUCGGCCAGCUCGAGGAGCUGUGCGACACGAUCGACGAGAAGAUUGGCUGGAAGGAGUUUAAGUUUUGCUUCAAGUUUCUCACCAGCCAAGUGAACGGCAUCGUGUCGAAGCUGCUGGAGCACAAGGCCGCGCUGAACGACGCAAUGUUUUACAUCUCGACGCUGGUGCAGAAGGAACAGUUCACCUGUGCGCUGGUCGAGCUCGGGCUGCUGGACAAGCGGAGCGUCGAGCCGGCCCUGCUGCACGAGUGUGCCGCCCGGCGCAGUGCGGUACGGUCGAGCGGGCAGCGGCAGCUCGAGUACGCCACCGUCAAGAUGAACCUGGUGCAGAACCUGUGCGAGUCGCCGACCGCGUCCCACAGCAGCCUGUCGAAGAAUGCGCUGAAGCUGCUGCACUCGGGCCAGCUGGCGGACAUGGAGUUUGAGGUGAUCGUGCCGCACCCGGAGCAGCCGGGCACCGAGGGCAGCGGUAUCGUCGCGCUCGGGCCGCCGACCUGCGGCGCCGAUCUCAGCCCGGACGAGGCGUUACUGCUGAACGGGGGCGGCAGCAAGGGUGCCAGCAUCGAAGCACCCGGCAGCAGCGGCAGCAGCAGCAGCAACAGCAGCAGCAACAGCACCACCAGCAAGGGCGGCAGGGGCACCCAAUCGCACUGCUUCAAGGCGCAUCGCGUGAUAGUGGCGGCCCGGUGCGAGUGGUUCAAGAAGGCGCUGCUGUCCGGCAUGCAGGAGGACAUUAAUCGCAAGAUUAUCAUCUACGACACCUCGCCGGUGAUCUUCCGCCGGCUGCUGCUGUACCUGUACGGGGCGCCGGUCGACCGGUCCGUCGGGGUCGACCAGCUCUGCGAGCUGAUGCUGCUCGCCGACCGCUACUCGGUCGACAAUCUGAAGGCGAUCUGCGAGCAAACGCUCGUGUCGUCGAUCGACGGCGACUCCGUCAUCUGUCUGUACGGCAUCUCGGACCGGUUCAAUGCGACCGCGCUCAAGGCCCGCUGCCUGUCCUACCUGUCGCAGCACACCGAGCUGACGCAGCUGGACAUCUUCCAGGAGCUGCCGGUCUAUCUGCAGAACGAGGUGCAGGAGCUGAUACGGUGGUGCGGGCGGGCCCCGGAACCGUGGUGCGAUCGGGAGCGAUCCCGCUCCGAUCGGGGCUCCCGCCACAGCCUGAAGAGCCCGUCGAAGGCGGCGAAAUCGUCACGGUCGCGCAAAACGUCACCCUCCUUCAUGUGACCGUGAUGACGCCCGCCCCCCUACACCGCUAUUCAUUGAACGCUGUGACUGUUGAUCAUCUGCCCGCAGGGCCAGGUGUUUGAUGGGUUAUAUACAUAUAUUCUAGUGAACACAACACAACAACACACACAAGCAAGCAAGCAAAAAGAAAAGAAAAAAAUCCGUAGUCACCAAAACACACACCACAUUCAUACAUAUAGUGUAUACUUCAAGGGAACUUUACCUGUACGAGCGGCUCUAGAUGGGCUCACUCUAUACGGGAGGAGGGGGGAAGGGGUGUAGGUAGUGAUUAAAAAAUUUGAACCAAAACUUUUAGGACCUGGAGGCACUUGGGGAUUGAGCGUGAGGACUGACACGGACGUGAUAGCUUCAGUACGGCUUGCGGAUGGGUCCGUAAGGUGCUUUGGAGACUGGUUGGAGACUUGGAGGAGCACUCACGACGUGCGAAGGAGCACGUGCCGCUGUGAAGGAACUCUUUCGGCAUGAUCGAUACAGCUUACACUGCAAAUCGUUUCGUUUAACUGGUGCUAAAUGGAUUACUCAACCUGCUAGCAGUCAAAUGCAGAUAUGUAUAGGUGUGUGUGUGUGUGUGUGUGUAAGUGUGAUUGUGCGUGUAUAAUGUGGGGUACGGUACGGCAAGUAAGCAAGGGAGGGAAAGGAGGACGAAGGCGUAGCAUACUACUGUUCGAUUGUUCGAUGGAAUGGGUUUUGAUUGCUGCCAUUGUACAUCUUUCGGUCAUUUUUUAACCCUUUUUUCUCCAUUCUCGCUGUAUCAUUGCAGAUAAUUGUUGCUUACCGACAGUCGGAGACUCUACUCGCUCCCUCACAGAAAGAGUUCGCAAGAAUGGAAGCAUUUUGUUUAGCGAAUAGCCUACUUCUGGGCGGCUGAUGUACAUUGCGCCUGAAAGUAUGCACAUACCGCACAGUAAAGGGAUCCCACUGCCGAUGGUCAGUACACCGGUAGUAGUUUAGGUCGGAAGGUCGGAACUGAACUGAAGCCCUGCAGUGUCUCGAAGCUGCUCUAGCUCGGACAAACUGCAAUGCAAACCUUCCAGCAAUGGUCUUGCGGUGCGCGGUGCUAUAUAACAGUAGUUUUGAUCAGUUUAGUGUUCCCGGCCCCAUCCUCCCCUCCAAUUAUAGGGUGGGCGCGAGCGGAGUGUAAGAGUCUGUGUGAGUGUGCGCGUGUAUGUGUGUAUGUUGCCUGUUUAAUACAGUUUCCUCUAGCUGUCUUGUUCGAAUGUCUAACGUAUAAAACCAAACAAACAAACAAAACAAAAAAACCCCGUAUUGGGCUGCCGUCUCCUAUACCCAGUGUGUGUCCUGGCGGCCAUGGUUGCUCCUUCCGUUCUGUAUUUGCCGUCUACUCGUCUUGGUUGGCGGUUUUGUGUGUGUUUUUAUUUGUUUUUUAUACUGCAGACGCUUUUAAUGGCGCGCGAUGCGGUUUAUUCUCCUCAUUAAACUGAAUACGAGUGGCUCAAUGAUGUAAUAAUGAUGGCCGCUAAUGGCGGCCCGCAGGAGCGUAAGCAAUGUGUGGCACGACGAUGGCACUCGCUGCAAGUAAGGAAUUAAUGGCACACGAAUGAUCGAGCUAGCUGAGACUAGAGUACAUUUUGGGUAUCUUCAAUGACAAAGCAAAAUCAAAAAAGUUGUCGUGUAGAAUUUUGGGGAAAACGAACCAAGGCGAACCAGAAACAACAAAAAAAAAGAAACAAAACAGUUUUAUUGUUUAGUUCUAUUGGGUGCAUCAUUCUACUCUUCUGCCCAUUUAAACAGCAAAUGAAAUAAACUAACAAUUCACUCCGUUUUCAAUGGUCA